GGGACGGAGGAGCUGCUACGCCGCCGUACCCGAUUCAAGAUCCAGCCCAUAUUAUGGCUGGCAGUGGGUCCAGAUCAGGACCAUCCAGUGGGUUUUCCAUGAAAUCACAGCUUCAGAUCACUGUUAUUUCAGCAAAACUAAAAGAAAAAAAUAAAUGGUUUGGACCUAGCCCUUAUGUGGAAGUCUCAGUAGAUGGACAGUCAAAGAAGACAGAAAAAUGCAACAAUACAAAUAGUCCAAAGUGGAAACAGCAUCUUACAGUAAUUGUCACUCCAGUAAGUAAAUUAAACUUUCGAGUCUGGAGCCAUCAAACAUUAAAAUCUGAUGUUCUUCUGGGAAGUGCUGCUCUGGAUAUUCAUGAGACUUUGAAAUCAAACAGUAUGAAACUUGAGCAGGUAGUGGUGACACUGCAUCUUGUUGGUGACAGAGAACCAGCAGAAGUGGUAGGAGAUUUGUCUGUCUGUCUAGAUGGGAUGCAGGUAGAUCCUGAGCUCCUAACCAAUGGUGAUGCCUCAAGUACAAGAAGUCCUGCACAGAAUGAUAGCUCCAAUGUAAGGAAUGAUACACGGACUAACUCAAAUGGCCUUGAAAGCUGUGAAGAUGCUACUCCCAAUGAAAACAAGACUGUUAAUGGCAGUGAUUCUCCAUUACUCACAAAUGGAAACUGCAAACCUUCUAGACCUCCCAGGCCUUCUAGACCACCUCCACCCACUCCCCGCAGACCCACUUCAGUAGCUGCAAGUGUAAAUGGUCCUUCAUCCACAUCCACAGAAAAUGAUGGGGCCAGUGCAGGAUCACUGGCAGGUACAGCUGCAAAUACAUCUUCAGAACAGAGCCCAGAGGGGGCAACAGCUGCAACAACAGCUCCUGCAACUGCUGCACUCACCACACCUCCAGUAUCAAGACAAGUCCAGCCAGUAAAUCCUCCACCUCAGGCGCUUACUACAGUCAGUCAAGGUCCUCUUCCACCGGGUUGGGAGCAAAGAGUAGACCAACAUGGUCGAGUAUACUAUGUAGAUCAUGUUGAAAAAAGAACGACGUGGGAUCGGCCAGAGCCUCUUCCUCCAAGCUGGGAGCGACGAGUUGACAACAUGGGGAGAAUUUAUUACGUUGACCACUUCACUAGAACAACAACGUGGCAGAGACCAACAUUAGAGUCUGUCCGAAAUUAUGAGCAGUGGCAGCUUCAGCGCAGUCAGCUUCAAGGAGCUAUGCAGCAAUUUAAUCAGAGAUUUAUAUAUGGGAACCAGGACUUUUCAUCCACACAGAACAAAGAGUUUGAUCCUCUUGGCCCUCUGCCACAUGGAUGGGAAAAGAGAACUGACAGCAACGGCAGAGUGUAUUUUGUCAAUCACAACACACGAAUCACUCAAUGGGAAGAUCCCAGGAGUCAGGGUCAAUUAAAUGAGAAACCCUUACCGGAGGGCUGGGAAAUGCGAUUUACCGUGGAUGGUAUUCCGUAUUUUGUGGAUCACAAUAGAAGAACAACUACAUACAUAGAUCCCCGCACGGGCAAGUCUGCUCUAGACAAUGGACCCCAGAUAGCUUAUGUGCGUGAUUUCAAAGCAAAGGUCCAUUAUUUCAGAUUCUGGUGUCAGCAACUGGCAAUGCCACAACACAUAAAGAUUACAGUGAGCAGAAAAACAUUAUUUGAGGACUCAUUUCAACAGAUAAUGAGCUUCAGCCCUCAGGAUCUAAGGAGACGAUUAUGGGUUAUUUUCCCUGGUGAAGAAGGCUUAGAUUAUGGAGGUGUUGCAAGGGAAUGGUUCUUUCUAUUGUCACAUGAAGUUUUGAACCCAAUGUAUUGCCUGUUUGAAUACGCAGGGAAAGAUAACUACUGCUUACAGAUAAACCCAGCCUCUUAUAUUAAUCCAGACCAUCUGAAAUACUUCCGAUUUAUUGGAAGAUUCAUUGCCAUGGCUUUGUUCCAUGGGAAAUUCAUUGACACUGGUUUCUCUCUGCCGUUCUAUAAACGUAUCAUAAACAAGCCAGUAGGACUCAAGGAUUUAGAAUCUGUUGACCCAGAGUUUUACAACUCUCUCAUCUGGGUAAAAGAGAAUGAUAUUGAAGAAUGUGGCUUGGAAAUGUUUUUCUCAGUUGACAAAGAAAUUCUAGGUGAAAUCAAAAGCCAUGAUUUGAAGCCAAAUGGUAGCAACAUUCUGGUCACAGAAGAAAACAAAGAAGAAUACAUUAGGCUAGUAGCAGAAUGGAGACUUUCCCGAGGUGUUGAGGAGCAGACACAGGCUUUCUUUGAAGGUUUCAAUGAAAUUCUGCCACAACAGUAUUUGCAGUAUUUUGAUGCUAAGGAACUGGAGGUGCUUCUCUGUGGAAUGCAAGAAAUUGAUUUGAAUGACUGGCAGAGGCAUACCAUCUACCGGCACUAUACCAGGACCAGCAGACAGAUAGUGUGGUUCUGGCAGUUUGUGAAAGAAAUAGAUAAUGAGAAGAGAAUGAGACUCUUGCAGUUUGUUACUGGAACAUGCAGAUUACCAGUGGGAGGAUUUGCUGACCUCAUGGGGAGCAACGGACCCCAAAAAUUUUGUAUUGAGAAAGUUGGAAAGGAAAACUGGUUACCUAGAAGUCAUACCUGUUUCAAUCGCUUAGACCUUCCACCCUAUAAGAAUUACGAGCAGUUGAAGGAAAAGCUGUUGUUCGCAAUUGAAGAAACAGAAGGAUUUGGGCAAGAAUAGCUUAGAAUUUGCACCUUGAAGAACGUGAACUCAACACGAUGUAUGUUCUUCACUUCUUCUGCUUGUUGCACACUUCGUUGUAAAGUAGACUUGACUUGGAUUUAUUUAACAAUACUAAUGUAUAGGUUAAAUGGAUGUUAUCCUGAGGUUGUAUCCACAUUAACUCUGGAUUUCUACUGAGCACUUUCAGAAAUCAAAUGAGCAAUCAGAUAUGGCUACAAAUGAAUUAUGACCUAAGUAGAAGUUUAAUACAACUUUGGGCUCUGCUUUGUUUUACUAUUCAUUAAUUAGAAUGUGUCCUUAAUGACUGACAGAUUUUUAACAAUAGUUUUGUCUUUCCUUUAUAGUAGCAUUUUUUGCUACUGAUGCACUGGGAAGUUCAUUGGUAGCUGCAAUGCUGCAGCAUCAUCGUAAGCCUCUUUACAGCAGUGUUAUUAAAGCCAGGUUGUAACCACCCUCUACGUACCGUGAGCAGAUACAUUGCUUGAGCUCUUUUUUCUAACUCAAGUGUGGCCAGACUGUUUUUUCCCUGCCUGGAGUCUGCUCACAUGCCAGCUGGACUAAAGCUGCUGUUAAGGGGAUGUCAAACUGUGGCACAAAUCCAGGGCAUAGCUCUGCUUUAUUUUUUCUCAAUCCUGCUAAUUUCAGCAAAAUAGACACCUGCCCAAAGUUGUUGGAACAUUUCUGUGUGCCCUCAGAAGAAUUUUGAUCUUUUUCUGUGUAACGCAUUUAACUUUUAAAUCAAUAUUAACACUGUGGUACGUCACUUGUUUUGCAAAAGACAAGACCGCCUGGGAUUGCACUGACUCCAUUUAGAUUCCUGUUUGCAGACUGAUGUUUCUUGUCAGAAGUGUUAAUGGACAUUAUUCUCAGUGUUAUUCUUACAUGUUGCAGUCAGUUUGCUCUGAAGACUUUAUUGGGUUCUCAGGAAGAGGUACAAAACAACUGGAUUCAGAAAAUGAUAAUACUUAUCAUUUUUGCUGAUGAACUGAUAGGCAAUACUGGCCAAAGCUAAGAGGAUUAGAAAGUUCAGACACAGAUUACAGAUUUUUGAAGAGCUGGAGCAUCAGUAAAUAGUUCUAUAAAGAUUGAAACUCAAGUUUUUGAGGGAGGUUUCUAAGCUAAU
Molecule: messenger RNA, 3816 nt
Organism: Gavia stellata (red-throated loon)
Lineage: Eukaryota; Metazoa; Chordata; Aves; Gaviiformes; Gaviidae
Gene: ITCH
Product: itchy E3 ubiquitin protein ligase
Exons: 24
Coding region: 54-2690 (878 amino acids)
Biological process (GO): protein K63-linked ubiquitination; ubiquitin-dependent protein catabolic process; protein K29-linked ubiquitination
Molecular function (GO): protein binding; ubiquitin protein ligase activity
Source: RefSeq, a predicted model, not a curated record